Octopus sinensis (East Asian common octopus) is the source of this 2771-nucleotide messenger RNA. RefSeq lists its product as uncharacterized. Lineage: Eukaryota; Metazoa; Mollusca; Cephalopoda; Octopoda; Octopodidae. Bases 963 to 1619 code for a protein of 218 amino acids. The transcript has 6 exons. The record is from RefSeq and is a predicted model, not a curated record.
GACCCGGAGCUAUAGCAAAAAAUACUCGCAACAGGACUGAACCCGAAACCUCGUGGUUGCAAAGCAAAUGUUUUGACUUCACAAUCAUUAAUUUUUAUUCAAGUUCGUGAUGAAUCUUGGGGUGCAGCGGUUGAUUAAAUGAUGCAACGUCUGAGCAAUUUCCCUUCCUACUUGUCGCCACCCGUGUGGGUGCAGUUGUUGUUUUCUCUGAAGUAAAACAUGCUUUCACGACUGAACAAUUCUAAAUGCACAAUCGACCGUGUUUUUCUUUUGGUUAAAAAUAGUAAACAUAUUUGAUAAUUACAUAAAGUAAUAUUGACUUGAAAUAAGAAGAAAAGAAAGAAGAAAAAAAUGAAUAGAAGGAAUGAAAUGGGUGGAAACGCUGAAUGAAGUUUAGGAAAGAAAGGGAAUGAAGAAGUGUGAGGGUCGUGGGUAGAUGUGUAAUUGGAGAGGGUUUGAAUGAUAAGAAAAACGUGAAACUAAACGCUUCCAUUUUAAUUGAUAAUGCGAAAGAGUAUGAAAAGAACGUAACUGCAAAAGAAUUACUUACGGGAAUAGACAGGCGACAGUCGUGAUGAUACUGAAAAAGUAGAAAGUACAGUUAAAUAAUGAAUAAGAAUAGCCAGCAGUCUUGACGAGUCUCCAUCUGCCCACCGUGUCUUACUCUCUGAUUGGGUGUGGUCGACGGCGCUGGUUUAUAAACAAAAGUAGCUGAAAUGUUAAAGAGAAGAAUAAACGGACAAAGACUUUCACGAAACGAGAAGCGAAGCAGAAGAAAAAAGUUUGAGAUUUUGACGGAGAAAUGCAGCAAAUCGAAUGGUUAUAAUAGAAACGCUUCCACUUCAGAGGAAAAUACUAAGAAAGGGAAACAGUGAGGUAAAUAUGGAAAGAAUGAAUUCAAAAGACCAACACGAUUGUAGAAAACCAAAUUAGAAUUGAAUUACGGGUGCCAAUAACAGACAAUGAGUGAGCGUUCUUGGGUAGAUUUUUUUGAAACUCGGGCAUUUUACGACUAUGAGGAAUUUACGUAUAAGUUACCGCUUCGAUAUUUCCGCGGCAGCAGGAAUAUCCGUUCUGUCAGCAUCGAUGACACCAGGCGAAGGAGACGGAGGAGACGGAGGGGAGCUGGAUGUGGUGGUUGCUGCUUAAAAGUGCUGCUCGCUUCUCUGGUGGUUUUCUUCCUGUUUUUUCUCGGUGCUGUGGCCUCCUUGUUCUUUCUCUCCAGCGAGAAAAACCUGGGUAAUUUAUUAAAUACAACUGAACCAGUGACAACAGCUUCGACGGAUGUUCCAACAGAAACUGAAAAAAUUAAAACAGAAACAACAACUUCUGUGCAGAAUACAAAAAGUUCUUCGAAAACAAACUCGGAAUCUUUUACCAAAAAACCGAAAACGACGCUUGGCACCACUCCGCAAUCUUUUCCGCCUUACACAAACAUAUCAAAUGUGAAAGAUCUAUCAACGGACACUUCUGCUUCGAAACGUGUUACAGAUAAACAUUCCGUUACUAACACAGAACCGGAAACCACAACGACCUCACCUCCGCAUCAAUAUUCUACUUUAUCUGACGGUUCCAUUGAUGCCGAUGGAAGUGGAAUGGCUGAAGACCCUAUUAUAUAAAGUUGACCUUUUGGGGCUCAAAAAACAAGUAAGAUUUGACAUUUUGUGAAGAAUUAUUGGAUUGACACUGCAAUCAAGAAGGGAAAAUAUGAAGCAUCUCUUCAACGGUGAAUAAAAGGAAAGAAAAAUUAGAAGCUGAGGUCACUUCCCUGUUCUCACAGAUUGGUAAAAAGCUCAGUGGAAACGGUUUCUUGAAAGGUUUAACCAUUCCAUAGAAUGUCGGAGCAAAGUGAAGGAGUGAUACGUCAUGACUUCAAGAGAUGCUGAAUAUCCAGUGUUUGUGCAAUAUACCAUAAAUGAUGGCUUUUAAGACACUUUUUUUUUUCUUUCAUAAAAAUGUCUCAGAAAUCACCCCCGGGUCUUAUAUGCGAAAGUGGGUCUCCCAAAAACUUAUUUUGUCCCUGACACUCACUACUAUAGACUAAUUUUAAUCCAGAUGGUCCCUUCUACCAAGUCUGACCCCUUAAUAAUAUUUAGUUAAAAAUUAUUGUUAUUGUUCCUAAUGAAGGAGGGGGGUGUGAGCUGGUAGAAUAAUUCUCAGCUCACCAGACAAAAUGCUUACCGACUUUUCUUUUGGCUUUAUGUUUAAAUUCUGCCGAGGUAGACUUUGCCUUUCAUUCUUUCGGAGCCAAUAAGAUAAGUAUCAACUAACCUCCCUCCUGAAAAAUUCCAGGCCUUGUGCCUAUAAUAGAAAGGAUUAUUAUUAUCAUUAAGGUGGCAACCCGGUAGAAUUGUUGGCAGGCCAGGAAAACUGCUCAGCAGUUUUUCAUCCAUCUUUACAUUCUGAGUUCAAAUUCUGCUGAGGUCAACUUUACCUUUCGUCUUUUCGGUGUCAAUAAACUAAGUACCAGUUGCGUACUGGGAUCGAUCUAAUUAAUUUACUCCUCCCUUGAAAUUUCUGGCCUUGUGCCAAAAUUUGAAACCAUUAUUAUCAUCAACAAUACUUGCACAGUAAAAGGAAUUCUUAUAACAAUGGACCGGUGAUGUUUGCUCACAACAGUUGAUCCUUUUUGAUUGCUGUAAUCAUGUAGAAUAUAUUUGCUGUCUUGCUUUAUACAUUAUUUACAUUCAACGGAUAUUUGUCCUCAUCUUGUUUGCUGUCAAUACAACAUUUUGGCUGAUAUACCCUCCAGCCUUCAUCAGGUGUCUUGG